CUCCGCCCUACCGGCUUUUUUUUUUUAUCAAUUCCAGUGUAGGCCGUGCUAGAUGCUUGUUGCGUCGCGAAGUUAAUCGGAUCUGCCGCUCCCUCCAUCCUACCGACCGAUCAUGCAAAAUAUUCAGAGGUAUCAUGAUCAGGCGUUAACAUUCUCACAUGGAUAUGAAAAUAUCAGCCCUCGAGGGGGGAAGGUAGAAGAUCACGGCCCGACGAAAAGUACGCUUCAGCAACAGCGCGAACGCGGAAGGAGAGCAUGGUUCGAAUGGAGGCGACGCAGCUAUGGUAAGAGUACGCUGCUCGCGCACCCACUAAUAGAAGGUGUAUUGAGAGCACGGUUUGAAUUGGAACUACGCAUCAUUAGGAGCUAUGGUAAGAUAAUGCCCGUGGUUGUUGACCGCAAUACUAUACCAAACGCACUCCUAACGUUAUCGCCGGAAACAGCUGGACUUCCACGGCCAGUCUUUCCUGGCCAUCCGUUCUCCGCAAAUCAUGGUGUCUCCGAGGCAGUCUCAAUGCCUUCGAUUGCCACGGCAAGAAGGUUCAGAGGCAUCGAAACCUCCAAGCAGAAUUACCUGGGGCCUGGUCAUCUAAGGCCUUCAAAAAUCUCCAAAGCAGACAAACCCCCAGUCAUAUCAAUGGGGAGGGCAGCUAUUCAAUCCACUUCAGCACCCUCAUUUGAAAGCUCCAAUCUAUCCGGAUGCAAUGCCCUACAUUCGUGGAAAAAUGGAGCCGGGCGAAGCAAACCGUGGAAAACAUGCACAUUGGCCCGAGUCCAAGCGGCGCAAGCUGCUCAGUGGAGAUGGAAAGGUGCGGGGGCCUCGAUCAACAUUGGCGACUGCGCCUUAAGAGCUCAUAGCAUGCCUUGGCUGUUCGUGGUGUCGCAGGGGGGUCCCAAUCACAGACCGCGGCAUGCGGAUCGGAAAACGUUGAAGAAAAAGGGUUCAUCUCGAGAUGUGGAGGUUGGGGAUAUAAUUGCGGAGAGUCUUGGGGAUUUCGAGGAACUGAACUAUCGAGACAAUACCCCGACCUCCUCCACAGCCACAGAACCGCCGCAGCAAUCCCUUAGACUGACCUUGUCAUCUGGAGGUUUCGAGCACCCAGUGACCGAGCUUUUGCGUGGAGGUGAACUCCUCAAAUCGCAGUUCAGGAUCUUGAGAUUCCUGCGGAAUGACAGCCAUGCCGAUGUCUAUGUUGCCGAAGAUCUACUCCAACCGACUACGUGCGUCCACAUCCACGUCUUUCUCAGCGAAACAUGGGGCAAUUGGCGGACAUAUCAACGUAGGAAAGAGCAGCGAAUGAGAAAUUCACAUGAUUUCCGGGCUUGCUUCAAGCAUAAGGGCCAAAAGGUAGUCGUCGUACAUGCUCCGGCGAGAUGUGAGUCGAGGUUCCGUAUUCGCAAGUAUGAUAUCGAGUUCCCGUCUCUCGAUGGCUCUGCAAAAGCACACCCGAUCAAUGCAACCAAUUCGAGACGUCCUGCAAAGGGAUUAACGUACGCAAGCGCCCUAGUCCAGCCCAGCUCGGCUUCCAAAACGGCACAACCAGGGAGCACUGACCCCAUGAGCAACCAACGCAGUCACGAAGAUGAGCGGCGCCAAAAUCGAGCUGCUAAGCAAAGGGAGAAGAGGAGAUCUCAGAGAGAGAAGAAGCACCAGGAGGAUCGGAUGAAGUUCAACACUCCCCAGCCCUUACCUGGCUUCCGAGUAAUGAAGCUGCUGGUAUAAGAUGUUUACGGUGUAAUUAUCCCGCUACGUUAUCGAGG
Trematosphaeria pertusa is the source of this 1761-nucleotide messenger RNA. RefSeq lists its product as uncharacterized. Lineage: Eukaryota; Fungi; Ascomycota; Dothideomycetes; Pleosporales; Trematosphaeriaceae. The transcript is spliced from 4 exons. The coding region runs from base 113 to 1723 and encodes 536 amino acids. The record is from RefSeq and is a predicted model, not a curated record.